Molecule: messenger RNA, 7074 nt
Organism: Leucoraja erinaceus (little skate)
Lineage: Eukaryota; Metazoa; Chordata; Chondrichthyes; Rajiformes; Rajidae
Gene: myocd
Product: myocardin
Exons: 18
Coding region: 1852-4989 (1045 amino acids)
Biological process (GO): smooth muscle cell differentiation; cardiac muscle cell differentiation
Source: RefSeq, a predicted model, not a curated record
UCUCUUCAUUUGUACAUUGCUCCAUGUUCCUGGAAUGGUCCUGUGUGGCAGCACGAUUAGCAAUUUCUUCCCAACAUGCCUGGCUAAUGCCUUCGACAACAAUCAAUUUGGGGGGAUUUCCCUCUUCUCUCCUACCUUUCCCUCUUCUCUCCUACCUUUCUAGCUUUCCGUGAUUAAUGUCAAGUUUUUUGCUGUAACUACAGAGGGCCAUUCGCAGGAUAGACGUGGGACUAGGAGCAACAGCCACCUGGUAUUUCUGGUAGGACUCACUGCCUUCCCAUUUGAGAAUGUCCCUGCACUGUGGGCUUUUAAUGCCUGUGUUCAAGGAGAUGACUUUCCAUGCCACUAUUUAUAUACCUGCACGGUUUGCUGUUCUGAUUUCAUGGUGUUAAUGGCAAGGCAUUUUGUGUUGGCAAUGCCAAGAUGAGCAGGCACACUGCACAGAAACAGGACCUUUGGCCCAAUUUACCAGUGUCGACCAAGAUGCCCCAUAUACACUGGUCCUACCUGCCAAUGUUUGGCCCAUAACGCUCAAAAUCUUUCCAAUCCAUAGAUGAAGACAUACGACGGCGGGACCAUAGACCAAGUGCUGGAAACUCAACAGGUUAGUCAGCAUCUGUGAGGGGGGGAAUGGGUAGGUGGUGUUUCAAGUUGAGAUCCUUCUUCAGACUGAUAGCUUGGAAUUUGUAUGGCAAAAUGUUCUUUUUCACAUAUCCGGCCUUGCCUAGAAUUUUGUCCCAGUUUUUUUUGUUAACGAAACUGGCAUUUCUGCAAACUCCACCCUUUCCUGCAACUUCACAGUCCAGUGUGUUUGCACAUCCAUCCAUCCCUCCUGUCUGUCCAGGGAGAGAUGUGAGGACAUGACAUCAAACGGCCUAUCUGGCAGGAGAAAUGAAAUGUUUACUUUAGCAACUUUUGCCAUGGUCCCACACCCUUCUUUAGUUUUCCUCUCAUCAGCUCAGAGCAUUUACCACUCUGAAGUGCAUGCCGCAUCUGCACAACUUCAUUGCUGCAACUUCCAACUUUUACAUGGGUUUGUCAUGACCAGGGACAAUGUUGAAUUAGGGGCAAUGUGUUUUCUUUUUUUUUUUUUUAAAGUUUCAAUCCGUUUCUUCACACGGUCUGGUCUUCCAAUGAUUAAAUCAAACUGCAGCAGAUAGCAAUCAGAAUUCACUCGACCGUUUCCGUCAGCAACAUUUAGCGGCUCGGCUUUUUCCGUGGGGAGUGCAGAGUUUUGCAGAGUUGACGAGUCUUGGUUUGGCGGUGCGCUCCCACAACACAGCACAGCACAGCAGACGCAGAUCACCAGGAGCGCUCGGCUAUUUCCGUCAACAGUGCUGUCGCCUUCGGCUCCAACCAGCCGCUUCCCGGCUGCAGUCCCACUCUUGCCUGUCGCUCAGCUCCAGCUGUCAGCCUGGGAUCCAGAAGCAAUUAGGAAACAGGGAAGUCUUUCCUCAGCAACACUUGAGCAAGUUUGGAGAAGCUGCGACCCCACACGCCCAGCCUCAAGACCCAGAGUUUCAUGGGCAAAGAUCCGUCUUGCAGAAGCUUUGGUUCAAAACCCGUCUUUAAAGUCCAAUGCUGGACAAGACGACAGUGAUGAUGUGUAAUCAAGUCAACAUCAUGGAGAGGCAUUAAACUAAAGCUAAGCAUCUCCCAGGAGAGGGUCUGCUUAACUUUGAUGAAUCUUGUUAAGCUGAGAUAUUCAAAGUGGAGCAAGUGAAAGAACUGAUUCCCACUCCCAGCAAGUUGAAUGGAGUGAUCGACAAUGAGGGGGUGGACCAGAAUUCUGAUCCGGUUCAUCGGAAGACAGAAGAUUGCGAUCCUACAAGCGACUGUCUGACCAGCGAGAUGAAGGAUCUGCCUGUGCAGACAGACCAAGCACUCCCACCUCUCACCGAGCGGAAGAAUGUUCUCCAGCUUCGACUGCAGCAACGGAGGACCCGCGAGCAGCUUGCAGACCAAGGCAUCAUGCCACCUCUAAAGAGUCCAGCUGUAUAUCACGACCAAAGAAGAAGUCUGGAAAGAGCCAAGACAGAAGAUUACUUAAAACACAAGAUUAGAAGUCGACCCGAGAAAACAGACCUGGUUAAUAUGCAUAUCCUCCAAGAUACACCUGCGGAGGGUAAACUUCAAGCGACUCAGAUGAAACUGAAGAGGGCGAGGCUGGCCGAUGAUCUCAAUGAGAAGAUAGCUCAACGACCCGGGCCUUUGGAACUGGUGAAGAAGAAUAUAAUUCCAGUGGACUCCGCGGUGAAAGAGGCAAUCAAUGUUGGCCAAGUUAACUUCCCUAAAGCCCCCGACACAUUUUCCUUCGAAGAAGACAGCAGCAAUGACGCUCUAUCUCCAGAACAACCCAGAAGUCAGGAAUCCCAGGGAUCAGAGAGUUUGCUUCCAGAAACAAAGUUCACUGAGUCAUCAUCACCUCUUGCAACCACUACAAUACAGUAUCUUCCUCACCUCUCCCAGCAGUGUGACUUAAACAGAUGUACACCUAAUAACCAGAUCAGACAGCCAGGAAGCCAAAACCAGCUGAAUGGUCAAGUUUCCACACCAAUCCCAGUGCCUGCAAUAGUUAAAACCAAGCCGUCAUCAGAUGGGAAGAACCAGCGACACAAGAAGCCAAAGGACACAAAGCCAAAGGUGAAGAAACUGAAGUAUCAUCAGUACAUUCCACCAGAUCAGAAACCGGAGAAGUCCCUCCCUCCGAUGGACUCGGCCUAUGCCAGGCUUCUCCAACAGCAACAACUCUUCCUCCAACUGCAGAUAUUAAGCCAACAACAACAUCACCAGCAACAUCAAUACAACUAUCAAAAUAUUCUCUCCACUCCUAUGAAGCAGUCUGGUGAUCAGAUUUCCAGAAACACAUGCACCUCAGCCACUACCAUGCCAGGCAGCAGCCUAUCUCCUGUGAGAUCCACAAUACCAGGUCAAACCACCUGCUGCCCUUUGAAGCCAGGACCUCUUCCAUCCAAUCUGGAUGAUUUAAAGGUAUCUGAGCUGAGGCAGCAGCUGAGAAUACGAGGCCUUCCGGUGUCUGGCACUAAGACGGCCCUAAUGAAGAGGCUGAAACCGUUCCAGGAGUCCAGCAGCAACAACCUGCCAACCAGCAGCACCGGCACUACCUUGUCCAGUUCGCUCGGCGAAGUGACCACUGCACCGUUCCCCAUGGCCCCCAUCACCUCCCUGUCGAGCUUUCAGACUCAGACGGCCACCACCGUGCUGACGAACGGCGUCUAUCAGUUUGGCAGCACCAGCUCCACCCCUCCCAUUUCUCCGGCAUCGUCUGACCUCUCCGUAACGGGAUCAGACUUGAGCGGUUUGCCCGACAGCUUCAGCGACGUGCCCGUGCCCUCGCCACAGCUCGGACUCCAGCCAUCGCCCGUUCCGCUGAGCGCCGAGGACAGUCUGAUGGGCAGCAUGAAUGGGGGCAGCAUGCACGGGGAGAUGGAGGUCUUCGACACUCAGAGGGACAAGAUGCUGAUGGAAAAGCAGAAGGUCAUCGAGGAGCUGACCUGGAAGCUUCACAUGGAGCAGAAGCAGGUGGAGGAACUGAAGAUCCAGCUUCAGAAACAGAAGAGGAACAAUCUGCACGACCACCAGCAGCUGCCGGCAGUUCAGCCGCUCUUCAGCGUGUCCGUGAAGCAGGAGAACCUGAUGUCCAGCUGCCCUUUUGCGGGGCAACGGGUAAACAGCCGGAGUGUGACGCCAAUGAUCUCCUCCACCUCCAGCAACAGUUCCACCGAGAGCUUGAAUACGUGCGGUACGCCACACAAGGCGGGCGUGGUCAACAGUCAGGUGUGUGGAGAGACCACGGAGCACGGCACGGUGAGGUCGCCGCCGUUCCUGAGCCCGCAGUGCUCACCGCAACAUUCUCCUCUGGGCGCCCUCGCCGGCAGUCCGCGGCACGCCAGCCUUCCACCGUCUCCAAGCAAUCACUUCCUUCUACCCGUCUCCCCCGCCCCACUAAACGGUGAUGGGCGGAGUGGCUCACCACAUCAGCUUCAGUCCAUUCCAGCGUGCAACACUCAGCUCAAGAUGCAGGGCUCAAAGGGACAGGAUCCUCAGCAGCAGAACAGCAGUCCUCAAUUCCAGCAGCAACUCCAGCAACAUAUAAUACGACAGCAGAUCCUCAGGAAGAUGAAUGCCCCUAAUUCUCCAAAUCAAGUUGGUCAAAAGUUUGUCAUCAACGGUGCUUCCUUCUGUAACUCAAAUUCAAUCCUUAGCAAGAUCAAACAACCUCCAUCCUAUGAAGAUGCAGUGAAACAGCAAAUGACAAGGAGCCAGAUGGAUGACCUGCUAGAUGUGCUAAUUGAGAGUGGAGACGUUUCUGUCCUGGGCCUCCUCCAUUGUCAGAGUGAGGCCAAACACAGAUUGGAGGAACAGCAUCACCUUUUUCGCUUGGGCAGCUUACAAUCCAGUGAAAUGCCACCUAAUGCCAAAAAUGAUCACCAUUGUGCUCAGAAAUCAGUGCCUCAAAUCACAGUCUCAUCGGGAGCCUCCACUGUGACUGUGCACAGGACUUCAUCAAGUCCUUUUAACCACAUGUCUCCCCCCCAGCUCUCCUUUGACCAUUGUGCCAGCAACAGUGACAAUCAACUUGAAGCCCUCCUUAACUCUCGCAGCUCUUUGAGCAGGGGAACUGAUAUUACACUGCUUAAAAUUGGCAGUGAGGAUUCCCAACUUGACAGCAUCGGUGAGGGCUUCACCAGCAACUCCCGAGAAGAUAUGCUGAACGCUCGAGACAUCCUGGAAAACCCUCUCUCACCGAUGGAGACCCAGAUGUCACCUUGUUCCACACAUAGCCAUGUUAUCAACCUAGGUCUUACAGAAACUCCCCUGGAGAAUAUGGACUGGUUGGAUCUCACACCACCCAGCUCAACUGCAGGCUUUGGAUCAGCUGGUUCCUCCACACCAAGCAUCUUCUCUGCAGACUUCCUGGACGUUACAGACCUGAACUUAAACACAACGAUGAACUUGCAGUGGUAACGUGCUCAGGGGACUACAAACUACCGGUAGAUUUAAAGCCAUUUAAACAGCAAAACAAAAUAGGAAGGAAGCGUGUCGUUUGUGUGUUGGCAACAGUAAAGUAAAUGGAAAACAGCAGUUGGCUUACAAGAUUAUUGCCCUGUGGUUAUUGCAUGUAGUAAUAUUUGAAUGAGUUGAAAGCUUCAUAAAAAUAUGAAUUACUGUGUUUUACUGGAAGCAAAGUGAACACAGUCCAUCACAAAACGGAGGCACCUGCUUUAAUUCUACAUGCGACUAAAUUGGCAGGUGCGAUAUGUAGGUUAGAUAUACUGGCCAACUCUCAAUUUGGCGUUAUGCACACAACACCCAUUUCUUUGUAUAUAGCUUAAAUUUAUUCAUAACUUUUGCAAGAUUUUUUAUAAUUUUUAUUAAAAAAAAGAUUCUUUACUAAGCAAGCGAUAUUUGCUAUUCUGAAUAACGGAAAGUAUUAAAAUGCGUCUUUUCCAAACCACAUUUGCAAGUCACCCUUCUUUAUGCAAUUUGAUUCUUUGUUAUUGUGAAUAUAUUUUACUGUUCACUUUGCACAAUUAAAAGUAGAAGAGUUUUGUCACAGUUUGCCAGUGUUUCAUGUCUGCUAGGUAUUAAAAUGUUAGAAGGCAUUCCAUGCAGAAACGUAGUAGGAUUUUGCAUAAAAUCAUUGAGUUUAUGAAAUUACGCAAUGUAGUUUCUUGCAUUUCUAUUGCUUUUUGCUGACCUGAUAAUAUAAGAAAAAAGACAGGGAGGUCAAAAAUUUGUGUUUUGUUUCGCACACAAUGCAGAAACAUUUCCUGCCGUCAUCCAUCCAUUAUGAGGCUCCAUCUUGCAAAAAGCAGUAAACUGAGCAAUUGCAUUUUUUAAUCAAAAGAAAACUGAAGAAAGAUAAGCUUUCCCUGCUGGCUCUGAAGGUGAAAUUUUCUGCAUAGAUCAGAGAACAUAAAUCCUGAGCUCAAGUGCACAAUAGCAAGCCUGCAUCGGGCUUGAUAUUCGAUUUGGUUGUUUUUGCAAACUUCGAUAUUGACCAACAUGAUCUGUUUUAAAUAUUUCCGGCAUGCAACCCACAGGCUCAAAUUGAUUACGUUGGAAAAUAAAGUAUUAAUUUAAAAGGGAACAACACCAAGCAAAAAUUGUUGGUGACAGUCGUUCCAACCCUCGUCUUAGUGUAAAGAAACAUAGUUUAUUUUUGGAAAAUGUUUUUCAAACCAAAGAAGUGCUCAGAAAAGCAUUAUUUUCGUACCAUUUUGUAUUUUAUUAUAUAUCCCUUUUUGCAAUGUUAUUUGCAGUAAAAAUACUUCAAUGUGCCCGUUUGGAACAGCUAACGAUUCCAAAACCUCUGGACAGCUCAAUAUUCUGAAAUGUGACUGAAGUUUUAGCGAAGGAUUUUCUUGCUAACAUGUAUAGUAAUAAUAUAUAUUAAUAUUGUCCAAUUCUCCUGCUUAUUAGUUUAUAAAAUAUAAAAAGUAUAUCUGAAAGGUAUUGUGCAGUUAAUUAAUAUUUAUUUCCUGCGAUAUUUUGUCCUUCUGGUUAUCUUGCUUCUUUGGUAUCUUGGUGGCAACUUGCAGUUUCACUAAGAUAGCAUGGACUUCUUCAAAUAGUCAGUAAAAAUCUACAUACUCAUAGGAAUUGUAGUAUAUAAUUAUUUUUACAAUCCGUUCAAGAGCACUUCAUUGUCCAAGUUCUCUGCUUCUGAAGAAGUCAAAGUAAGUUAUAAGAUAGACACAAUAUGCUGGAGUAACUCAGCGGGACAAGCAACAUCUCUGGAUAGAAGGAAUGUUUCGGGUAGGGAAGAGUCUUGAUCCGAAACGUCAUCCAUUCCUUCUAGCCAGAGAUGCUGCCUGUCCUGCUGAGUUACUCCAGCAUUUUGUGUCUAUCUCCAGUGUAAACCAGCACCUGCGGUUCCUUCCUGCACAGUCAGUCAUAAGGUUGUUGUGGUCAAUGGCACGCCUGCAGUCUGGUUUGCAUGAGAGAUGACACUUGGGCAGAGUGACCUGGCAGCUUCAUCUCCAAUAAAACCUGCUACACCUGGUAUACGAGUAUUAACUGGGCAUAAAUCUGAUCAGCUUCUGACAU